Molecule: messenger RNA, 967 nt
Organism: Pseudo-nitzschia multistriata
Lineage: Eukaryota; Bacillariophyta; Bacillariophyceae; Bacillariales; Bacillariaceae
Source: the annotation of a GenBank genome assembly
AGUCUCUCCUGAUGAUUUUUUUGAGAAUGAUGGGGGAUUGUCUCUCUUUGCAUGAUAUUAGAACAAACAAAAACAUCAGGUGUCAAUCAUGGGGAAAACUGGUGCCAUCAUUCGUAGGGCAACAUUGUCUUCGGUGAGCGUUAGAUGUCCAUYGGCGCCGCCAAAGCUAUCGCCCCUGGUUCGCUCUUUCUCUUCCAACACCAACACUCGACAAUGGCCGUUUCGGAUUGAUGGACCUUGCGGGUCUCGUAGCUCUGGUAGUUUUCAUAAAUGCGUCACGUCGAGCCAGCCACUGCGACAUCAAAAAAUAAACUCUCGUGUAUCAGUCGCAUCRUUUUCGUCAACUACCGAUGACAAGAAAGAGGGUGUCAUCAGAGGAUGGAUGAACGACCGUACGGCUCGGCAAGAAAAGGAAAAAUACAUGGAACAGAUGACGAGAUUGUCGACCAUGGAUGUAUUCACUAUGGAAAAGUACCGCGAUGAACUUCAGAUGGGUGUAGAUGGUGGAGGCAUGCUAACWAAAGUUUCCUUCAUGCAAACGAAGGAAAUCAAGCAGGCAAAGGAGGUCGUUGAAGUUGUGGAAAAAAUCAUCGAAGUCGUUGGCCCGGAUGCUACGGCCGAAGACUUGAUAAAGAUGGAUCGGCUACAGCGACUUCGUGUAGCAACAKCCGCUAACAGAACACUAGAGGAAAUAUCCAUCAUGGUCAGUCAAAUCACGAACAUGGACGUCAUGCAAAAGACGCUCCGUAAGAGAUAUCUGGAAGGAAAGCCGAUUCCCCCCGACAAAGAGACCAUGCAGUCUGUAAUCCAAAAGGACGCUUUGGCAGUCCUUUCAAAGUCGCAGAAGGAAAUGAUGAGAAGUCGUCAAGAGAGCAACGCACGACGAAUGGCCCGCAAAAGAAGGCGAUAAUGAUGCGUCGCAUAUAGUGGUAAUUUUUCUUGAUUCUAAUACAAUAGUUAAAGCAAU